GUGGGUGGGUGUAGGUAUUGUCUGGUAUGUAGGCAUGUUUUUAUAUCUUUGUGGGAACUAAAUGCCUCGUAAGGACAAGAAUAUCAAAUAGUUUGACCUCGUGGCGACAUUUGAAUGGUCAGCAAAGCCAAUUGAUUUCCUUUCGAGAUUAAGUUUAUGGUUAGAUUGUAGCUGUAGCAUAGUAUAAAUUAGCUGCAUUGAUGUAAUGAUUAUUUCAAUAGAAGGGAUAGGAAGACAGACGUGUGUGCUGUGUUGGGCUGUGUGUGUGCUGGGCUGUGGUGUGUGUGUGUGUGUGUGUGAGAGAGAGAGAGAGAGAGAGAGAGAGAGAGGGAGAGAGAGAGGGAGAGAGGGAACGGGGGACUCGGACAGCACUGCUCCCGCACAGGUUCGGACUGCUGGAACACUGGGAAGCCGGACUCUGUCCAUACGUUUUUACUUGGAAACGUUUUAUAUGAUACGGUCAGAUUAUAGUUAGUUUCUUCGGUGUGGUAUUUAUUAAUUAACACUGAACAAAGGCGUCUAUCAGUACCAGGACAUUCACUCUUAUCCCGUUUCAGAGCUGUCCGGCGAGCUCGGAUUGUCGGUGGAACCGGCGCCACGGCCAUUACCGGUUUUUUUUGGCGGCGGCGUGCACAAGGAAACCGACGCGUAACUGUCACCCAGCCCGGCAUCUUUUUCAGUGUGGGAUAGAUCCCUGCAGCCCAGUGGAGAUGAGUUUCAGGACCACGGAGAGUUGGCGCUGCGUUAAUGGCACUUGCGCGGAGAAAGUUGAGCCCUUCCCGCCGCCGCUCUCUUCCACCUUCGCACUCAUCCUCCUUGGCGUCGCGAUCGUCGGCAUCGUGGCGCUUUCUCUAACCACGCACCACUGCCAUAAAGGCAAAAUGAAGAGGCGGAAGAUCCAACGAGCUCAGGAGGAAUAUGAGAGGGAUCAGCUCAGCCCUGUCCCGGCUGCAAGGAAAGCGGAUCGCUGCGUGAUCGCGCGUCCUGCCGCCGGAUGCACCGAACCUCCGCCUGGCCGUCAGGACACCGCCGAGUUAUCCACGCAGACCGGAGCCGUGGAGGCCGGAGUCCUCGAGGCUGUAGCUGUAUCACGAUAACAUGGAGAUCCGAACUAUACGGGACUUGUAUAUGUCCUGGAUGCAUUGUGAAACACCCAUGCCGCUUAGUAUUUCUAUAACAUACGUGGGACAUACGUGCAUUUUUUUCCCGUUUUCUUCUCCUCUAUAGAAAAAGGAGCAAAAAAAACAAAACAAAACAAACAACACUCAUUUAGGCUAUGUGAAUAUGUUUUCCCUGCUUUUAAUAUAUUCAAUAGCCAUCUAUAUAUACUGCACUGUGUGUGGACAUUAAAGAUGUACAGAAGAACAUCAGGCCAGCUGUGGAUGAAGCUCCUCAACCUUGAGCUUGCAGUUUUACCUAUCGCUGCUCUCCAAGGUGCUGAUCCUAUGAUACUCCACGCUGAUUUGCCUCCUGCUCUAGAGCGUUUCUGAUGAACAAAUAAAGUUUUUUAUGUAAUACGUAUUAAAAAAAAAAUUUUAAAUAUACUGAAGGGCUUUAAGGUCUGUACUGUAUGAAAAAGCAUUACUGUUUUUGCCUGAACUUGCAUAACGAGAGAGAAAUGUGAGAAAGCUCCUGACGACUGAUGGUUAAAAGAAUGUGAAUUGUUCUUAUUCAUGUGUUUACUUAUCAAUUUGCCAUAUGUCAUUUUAGACGUCAGCUUAGUCAGAUAGCAAUUAUACCAAACAUAUAUAAUAAGAAAUCAUUUGUACAUGAAGCGUUUACUAAAGUAUAACCUACCUUUGCAGAACACUUAACUGGUUGAGAGAAGGAAAAAAAAGGAUAAUCAAGUCUAGUGUUGAAGGAAAUAAUAUAAACUUUUACUGUUGUUUUUCUAUUUUGUUUUUUUGAAUAUUUUAUAGUGUAUUAAUGGAAGCUAGCUAUUGU
Messenger RNA from Hemibagrus wyckioides, 1944 nucleotides. RefSeq lists its product as uncharacterized. The coding region runs from base 711 to 1097 and encodes 128 amino acids. The record is from RefSeq and is a predicted model, not a curated record. NCBI's taxonomy places the organism in Eukaryota, Metazoa, Chordata, Actinopteri, Siluriformes, Bagridae. The transcript has a single exon.